Messenger RNA from Ictalurus furcatus (blue catfish), 2857 nucleotides. RefSeq names its product malic enzyme 3, NADP(+)-dependent, mitochondrial (gene me3). Gene Ontology annotation, cellular component: mitochondrion. The transcript is spliced from 15 exons. The coding region runs from base 175 to 2034 and encodes 619 amino acids. The record is from RefSeq and is a predicted model, not a curated record. Gene Ontology annotation, biological process: pyruvate metabolic process; malate metabolic process. NCBI's taxonomy places the organism in Eukaryota, Metazoa, Chordata, Actinopteri, Siluriformes, Ictaluridae. Gene Ontology annotation, molecular function: malate dehydrogenase (decarboxylating) (NAD+) activity; malate dehydrogenase (decarboxylating) (NADP+) activity; NAD binding.
AGGAAGUGAAAGAGUCAAUGUCAAACAAGCUUGAAUCGGCGGUUAGAGCUGCUACAUCCCUCACCCUCACCCUCACCGGUAAACAACAGCAGACGGGGAAGCAGGUUCUGUCUGAAAUCCUUCUGAGCUGUUCCACAGGAUCAAAGGCAAGCCGACUGGGAUUUCUCAGGAAACAUGAACUCUCUUUCUGGAAAAGGUGUGCUGUCUCUGUGCAGACAGACCACCAACUCCCUCCGCGUGUUGGUCAACAGCACUCCUUCGGCUCUUCCUCCGGGUCAUGGACUCACCAGAUCAUUGGUAGGUGCACAGAGAGUGUGUCACUCGGCUGCAAGCUCCAAACCCAGCAGCAUCAGGACCAAAAAGCGGGGUUAUGACAUCACAAGGAACCCCCACCUCAAUAAGGGCAUGGCGUUUACUCUGGAGGAAAGGCUCCAGCUGGGCAUCCAUGGCCUUCUGCCUCCAUGCUUUCUCUCCCAAGAUGUCCAGGUGCUCCGUGUCAUGAAGAGCUAUGAGACACGUUCCAACCCCCUUGACAAAUACAUUUUGCUGAUGACCCUGCAGGACAGGAAUGAAAAGCUCUUUUAUCGUUUGUUGACCUCAGACAUUGAGGAGUUCAUGCCUAUAGUUUACACUCCCACUGUGGGACUGGCCUGCCAGCAGUAUGGCCUGGCAUUCAGGAGACCACGAGGACUUUUUAUUACCAUUCAUGACAAGGGCCACAUAGCCACCAUGUUGAACUCAUGGCCAGAAGAGAACAUCAAGGCCAUUGUGGUAACUGAUGGUGAAAGGAUCCUGGGGCUUGGAGAUCUGGGUAGCUAUGGAAUGGGUAUUCCAGUGGGAAAGCUGGCUCUCUACACAGCCUGUGGAGGAGUGCACCCUCAGCAGUGCCUGCCUGUGCUGCUGGAUGUGGGUACUGACAAUGAGACCCUUUUGAAUGAUCCCUUGUACAUUGGACUGAAGCACAAGCGGGUAAGAGGAAAAGAAUAUGAUGACCUUAUCGAUGAGUUCAUGCAGGCUGUUACAGACAAGUAUGGGAUGAACUGUCUGAUUCAGUUUGAGGAUUUCGCCAACAGCAAUGCUUUCCGCAUUCUUAACAAGUACCGCAACCGAUACUGCACCUUCAAUGAUGACAUCCAAGGAACAGCAUCGGUGGCUGUUGCUGGCAUUUUAGCUGCUCUGAAGAUCACCAAAAACAAACUGUCUGAUCAUACUUUUGUGUUUCAAGGAGCAGGAGAGGCUGCCUUGGGCAUUGCUCAUCUGCUCACUAUGGCCAUGGCUAAGGAAGGAGUGUCCCAUGCUGAUGCUGUCAAGAAGAUCUGGAUGGUGGACUCUAAAGGGCUAAUUGUUAAGGGCAGAAGUCACCUGAACCAUGAGAAGGAAGAGUUUGCCCAUGAACAUCCUCAAAUAAGGACUCUGGAGGAGGUGGUGACGACCAUUAAGCCUACAGCUAUUAUUGGUGUUGCGGCCAUUAGUGGAGCUUUCACCGAGAAGAUUAUAAAGGACAUGGCAUCCUUCAAUGAGAGGCCCAUCAUAUUCGCUCUCAGCAAUCCCACCAGUAAAGCAGAGUGCACUGCGGAGCAGUGUUACACACUCACAGAGGGUCGUGGCAUUUUUGCCAGCGGUAGCCCUUUCAAGAAGGUGACUCUCUCAGAUGGACGCACUUUCUACCCAGGCCAGGGUAACAAUGCGUAUGUGUUCCCUGGUGUUGCACUGGGUGUCAUUGCCUGCAGGGUGCGUCAUAUAUCUGAUGAUAUUUUCCUCACCACAGCAGAGGCAAUAGCUGACAUGGUUACAGAGGAACAUCUGGCUGAAGGCAGAUUGUACCCCCCUCUCAGCACCAUCAGAGAAGUGUCCUUCAAGAUCGCCAUGAAGAUUGUAGAUUAUGCUUAUAAACACGAUAUUGCUAACUGGUAUCCUGAGCCCAAGGAUAAAGAAGCCUUUGUGUUGUCACAUGUCUACAACUCUGACUACGACUCCUUUACGCUGGACUCCUACACGUGGCCAAAGGAGGCCAUGGCGGUUCAGGAUGUGUAGCUUCUCUGGCUGCUAGCUUCUCUCUCCUGCCUCUCAGAGGGAGCCACAUGCAGCACCAUGCCUCAGCUCAUCAUCUAGCGUGCUUUUUUUUAUUCAUAAUAUAUAUUUUUCUUCCUUCUCUAUAUCUAGACUUGGCUAGAUGAAAUGAAGACCUCCCAUUCUUGAAACAUUGCCCCUGGUUGCAGGUGCCAAAGGGUCUGCCUGUGUAAUUCAUUAAAUGCUCAGACUCCAAAACACGAGCACAUUAAAAUAAUUUUAAAUAGAUAAAUAUUCAUUUUACGCCACUCCAUGAUUAGCGCCGCACUGUUGUGACUGUGCACUCCAGUCUAUUUGUAUAUAAAAUCCCUCUUUUUAAAAACACUCCUUUCUUUGUGAUAUGAUUUUCCUCCAGCAUCACCUACGGUUACGCUGCUGUUAUCUAUUUAGGGACGUCAUAUUCGUUUACAGUAACUGCCUGUAAUGAGUUGAAGACUUCCAUCAAGAAAACUGUUCCACUUAUUUGCUUUUAUUGUAAACUCCACUGCCUGCAUUGUCAUAUGGAUUACGCCAAAGGAUGGCUUGUAUCAGAUAUUUUUAAUUACAGUAGCAGUGAAUUAUGUGUCGACCUCAACAGAUUACUAUUUAUAUUAUGAUGUAGCCCAUAAGUCCUGAGUGGAAACUAAGAAAUGUGUAGUACUGUGCUGAGUGUGAUUCGAAGGAUUGUUGCUAUCUAUUCUCGGUUUAUGAACAUUUUAUGCUUAUUAGUAGUACACUACAAAAGAAUUCUAUUUUCAGAUAUUCAAGGAAGGGCAAACAACGGUUUUGAAUAAAUAAUUAAAUCACA